Sardina pilchardus (European sardine) is the source of this 1014-nucleotide messenger RNA. RefSeq names its product calcium-binding protein 1-like. The transcript has 6 exons. Gene Ontology annotation, biological process: regulation of voltage-gated calcium channel activity. NCBI's taxonomy places the organism in Eukaryota, Metazoa, Chordata, Actinopteri, Clupeiformes, Clupeidae. Bases 265 to 621 code for a protein of 118 amino acids. Gene Ontology annotation, cellular component: cytoplasm. Gene Ontology annotation, molecular function: calcium ion binding; calcium channel regulator activity. The record is from RefSeq and is a predicted model, not a curated record.
CAGACCAAGGUAUUAAUAGCUAGUUAGCGUGGAUUAGUGUCACAUUGAAUUAGCCUCAACGAGACCGGUCUAAACAGUCUUAAGAGAAAGUGUAGGUGAAAAUCACUUCAGUCCUGUUUAUUUUAGGCUAGUCAUAACACUAUCACACUGCCUUAAGAGGAAAGGGAGCUGUCACAACCAGAGCUGGAUGAGCUGAACGAGGCCUUCAAGGAGUUUGACUAUGACCAGGACGGCUACUUGAACUACAAGGACCUUGCGGAGUGCAUGAGAACUAUGGGCUACAUGCCCACAGAGAUGGAGUUGCUGGAGAUCAUUCAGCAGGUCAAGAUGAGGUUGGGAGGCCUCAUGGAUUUCGAGGACUUCUGUGAGCUCAUGGGCCCCAGAAUGCUGGUGGAGACGGCAGACAUGUUGGGAAUCAGAGAGCUCAGGAGCUCCUUCCAACAAUUUGACACGGACGGCGACGGGAAGAUCUCGCAGGAGGAGAUGAAGGAGGCCGUGAAGACGCUGCUGGGGGAGAAGCUGAAGAAGGGCGAGCUGGAGGAGAUCCUCAAGGAAAUCGACCUCAACGGAGACGGAACCGUGGACUUUGAUGAGUUCGUCAUGAUGCUGUCAGUCCAGUAGAUAGAAGAAGUCGGUGUUGAUAUGCACUCCGGUUGUUGAGGAAGGUGACUAUGUUUCGCUCAACAUCAUAGUGUGUAUGAGACUGGGUCUGGAGAGCUCUGUUCACUUCUUUAUCUUUCUGUAAAUCAAGAUUUCAUCUUGUUUUUGUCUGAGAGAGUGUGUUUGUGUGUCCUCACUGGGAUUACAAGUGUGGACACAGACACAGUACAUUGGUGCCUACUAUGAUGACGUGGUGUAGUGUUCCGAGUGAAACUCCCCAGUGGUCUCUGCAGAGUAAACUGAACAUUUAGUAGAUUCUGUACAAAAUGUAAAGUAACUUGUGUUGUACAUUAUGUUGCGGUAAUUUCAUAUUAUGUAAACUUUUUAAUUUUAUUAAAAAUAAACUUCAUUGUA